AUGCAACAGACCAUGCCAGUGGCGCCUGGGAAGCGGUUUAGGAGCGAUGAAAUCGAGAUAUCGCUUUGUGAACAGAAAGAUGUAGACCGCAUCGCCGAAGGCCUUUACACAUGCUUCCCCGAAGUCUGGUGGUCUAAAAUGGAACCUCCGUCAAUGCGGCCGCCCUCUCAAUCCACCCGCGAACGCCGCCUAGCAAAACGUCUCCUUCCCUCCUUCAGCAACCCCAACAUGAACUGGGUCAAGGCCACCCUGGCAUCCACUGGCACUAUCAUUGGCAUAGCAGGCUGGAUGGCGCCCGGAAACCCCAUUCACAACAUCUGGCGACGUUCUGCGACGGCCGCGUACAACUACCAGGAACAGAUGUCCUGGAGCGAUGAGGAAAUCGCAGAGAUGUGGGAGGGUGUGAAUCUAGAAGCUUGGGAGGCACAGUUUGAGAAGGAUGAUGGCCUUCGGCGGGACGUGCUAGGGGACGAGGGACAUUGGUAUCUCGGGCCGCUUUUCACGUUCCCAGAGUUUCAGGGCAGAGGGGUUGGGAGGUUACUGUUAGACUGGGCGAUUCAGAAGGCAGAUGCUACAGUCCCAGUUACACCCUUGUAUCUGGAGAGUGCGCCAACAGCCAGGGCGGUGUAUAUGAAGGUCGGGUUUGUCUCGGUCGGGGAACAUAAUUUUCUGAGGAGGGGACCGCGAGCGGUUAAGAUGGAAGAGAAUGAAAAAGGCAAGGUUGCGGAGGUCAAGGCGGUGGAGGAUGAGGUGGAGGAGGCUGCUAGAAGACCGGAUUGGGUGGGAAGUUGA
Molecule: messenger RNA, 792 nt
Organism: Lindgomyces ingoldianus
Lineage: Eukaryota; Fungi; Ascomycota; Dothideomycetes; Pleosporales; Lindgomycetaceae
Product: acyl-CoA N-acyltransferase
Exons: 2
Coding region: 1-792 (263 amino acids)
Molecular function (GO): acyltransferase activity, transferring groups other than amino-acyl groups
Source: RefSeq, a predicted model, not a curated record